GGAUCGCGCAGACGAGGUCGAAGCCUUGAUGCCUCGAUCCCGAAAACCAACAGUCAACUUCCUUCUGCCCUGGACCAGCCCGAGGACCCCACGGCCAGUAUCGACCAGCGAUGUGCCGCGCUGUUUGGUGCCCCGCCUCCUCUCGAGAAGGAGCAGCCUGCUGCCUCAAGACGUGGCCGCAGCACGGAUGACUUAUUUCGUGAUGCGAGGCAGCCGCCAUGGGAUAUGGCUCUCCAACCCCCGGCGCCACUUCCCCAGGACCUCUGGCAGUUGCAGCCGAUGCAGGAUAUCCCGCUUUUCCAGCAGGUGCAGGAGCUGCAGCUUCAGCCCCUGGAGGUGCCUCCCGUGGUGCCGCCGGAGGUUCAGGCCAAGAGCGACGGUUCCUACCAGCGUUUCAUGGCGGAUGGCGACAACCUACUGGCUUGGGACAUGCCGGGGCAGGCAUACCUCAAGUACUGCGAGGCCAACAGCAAGCACGAUGAUCUCUGUGGCCAAAAGUCAGGUGACGCCUACCGCGGCAUGGCUCGCAGCCUCUCCGUGGGUGCAGGCUUCCAGGGACUUGUCACCGGUCUGCCCAAUACCAAGGAGGAGCGGCUAGAUCUUGGUAUGAACAUGUUGGAGCUGGCCGUGGAGGUGGGCUCCACGAAACUGGGUGAUGCUCGAAGUGAUCCAAAGCUGGGGCAGCUGCGGCAGUUCCGAGCAGCGCGGUUUUCAGCACUGAUGGAGCAAGUCCCAGCAACGGGCCUUGAUGCUCUGGCAGUGACAGCAAAUGCAGGAGUCGCAGCUAUGGCAGCCGUUGCAGGCAUUCAGCCAGUCUCGCUAGUUCCGACGAUGCCGGUGCCCUUUGCGCCUUCUCUGCCCGAGCCAGCACCAACAACGGUGUUACAAGAUCCGUCCCAGGUUGCGACCUUGGUUAAGGUGCCGGAGCCUCCACGGGAGGUCGCCUUGGUCCGCGAGGUCCCAGCGCGGCAGGCGCAGGAGGAGUCGGACGAUGAGGAGGAGGAGGCUGACGAGGAUGAAGAUGAGGGUGAUGAUGACGAAGAUGAGGAUAGCGAAGGGGAAGGUGAGAAGCCUGAGGAAGAAGCGGAUAGCGAGGAUGAGGCUUCUGAUUCUGAAGCGUCCCAGGCCAACGAUGAGGAG
Symbiodinium pilosum is the source of this 1140-nucleotide messenger RNA. Lineage: Eukaryota; Dinophyceae; Suessiales; Symbiodiniaceae. The record is from the annotation of a GenBank genome assembly.